Molecule: messenger RNA, 429 nt
Organism: Rodentolepis nana
Lineage: Eukaryota; Metazoa; Platyhelminthes; Cestoda; Cyclophyllidea; Hymenolepididae
Source: the annotation of a GenBank genome assembly
CCCAUAAGCACAAGCGCCACAGGUGUACAGAACAAUACCAUCACAGUGAACAUGUCCGACUUCGAUGUUAUAGAAGCGCUAACCAACAUGGAUGCAGUGCCAACAGGCAGUUCACCCCCGGGUGAAUACGGACAAGUGAUACCACCCAAUCCCAACUCAACUCCCCUCUCUGGAGGUUCUGGAGGGUCGACCACAGGCACCUCCCCACCCGGUUCACAGCCUGCGGCACCAAAUGCCCUCGGAAUUGAUGCAAAAUCCUCUAAACCUCCACUUCUACCACCGCAACUCUUGCAGCCACCCAAACGUCAAGACUCACCACCAGAGCGCUUUUACUCUGGAGAGGGGUUUGAGGAAUUGCCAAAUCCAUUUCUUCGUUUAGCUUUGUUCCUCUUUUUUGUUAGAUUUUUUGUCAUCACAUGGGGUUUAUAG